Protobothrops mucrosquamatus (brown spotted pit viper) is the source of this 1935-nucleotide messenger RNA. RefSeq names its product solute carrier organic anion transporter family member 1C1-like. Gene Ontology annotation, cellular component: membrane. Gene Ontology annotation, molecular function: bile acid transmembrane transporter activity; protein binding. Bases 16 to 1935 code for a protein of 639 amino acids. The transcript has 13 exons. The record is from RefSeq and is a predicted model, not a curated record. Lineage: Eukaryota; Metazoa; Chordata; Lepidosauria; Squamata; Viperidae. Gene Ontology annotation, biological process: bile acid and bile salt transport; transmembrane transport; sodium-independent organic anion transport.
UUUUCAGGAAGCUACAUGAAGAGCAUGAUGACUCAGAUUGAGCGGAGAUUUGAGAUCUCGUCGUCGGUGGUUGGCUUGAUUGACGGGAGCUUUGAGAUAGGAAACUUACUGAUCAUGGUUCUGGUGAGUUAUCUUGGACCAAGAGUUCACCGCCCCAAAGUGAUUGCAACAGGUUCUCUAAUUAUGGCCUUUGGAUCCUUCCUGUCAGCGAUGCCACACUUUAUCAUGGGACAUUACAAUUACAAAAGUAUCGCUGUUUCCUUGGCCAAUUCGUCCACAAGUGUUUCAGCCUGUGCCUCAGCCUCUCCCCCUCACAACCUCUUGGGGCUUCUUUUGCUUUCAGGAUGUGAAAAAAUGGCUAGUUCCUAUUUGUGGGUCUUUGUGUUUGCUGGGAACCUUCUACGUGGAAUUGGGGAAGCACCUAUCAUGCCUUUGGGGAUGUCAUACAUUGAUGAUUUUGCCACAGAAGAAAACUCUGCCUUUUAUAUAGGAAUUGUGCGGUCUACAGCGAUGUUUGGACCAUCUCUUGGCUUUCUGCUUGGAGCAUUUUGUGCUGGUUUGUGGGUUGACAUUGGAGCAGUAAACCCAGAUACACUGACCAUCAAUUCCAAAGACACACGUUGGGUCGGUGCUUGGUGGCUUGGGACGUUGAUCUGUGGUGCCACCAGUUUUAUGUCAUCUUUUCCUUUCUGGUUCCUGCCUUACUCUUUGCCACAAGAAGGAGAACAAGUUGUUAAGAAGUCAACUGAAGUUUAUGUAAUCACUCAAGUCAGCCAGAACAAAAUGGAAGCUCCCGGCCACCCAAAGAUGAAGGUUUCGGAAGUGGCGAAAGAUUUCUUUCCUACUUUGAAAAAGCUGUUUGGAAACCCCAUCUUCCUGAUCUACUUGCUCCUUACAAUCUUCCAGUACAAUUCUCUGGUUGGCACGAUAACCUUUGAAUCCAAGUUUAUGGAGCAGCAGUUCAACAUUGCUGUUUCAAGAGCCAUCUUUCUUAUUGGUGUGAUUGUCUUACCUAUUACCAUUGUGGGGAUGUUCCUGGGAGGUUUCAUCAUCAAGAGGUUCAAACUGCAAAUUGCAGCCAUGGCGAAGUUUGCCUGCAUCACCUUUGUGACAGCCUUCCUGUUAAACCUGUUUUACUUCGCCGCCAGUUGCCAAGUGCCUAAAGUGGCUGGUUUGACUGUCAACUAUUCUGGCAUCCAAGAAGUGUCCUUCAAAGAGAAGCCGUUAUCUCUCUGCAACUCUGACUGCAGCUGUGAAGAGAGCCACUGGGAUCCAGUUUGUGGAGACAACGGUAUCACCUACAUGAGCCCAUGUUUAGCUGGCUGCAAAACGUCCGUGGGGAGUGGAAAGGAUUUGGUAUUUCAAAACUGCAGUUGCGUAGGAGUGUCAGGAGCUGGUAAUUCUUCUGCAGUUCUGGGUCAAUGUCCAAGGGAUAAUUGUGCAAAAGAAUUCCCUUACUUUUUAGUGCUGUUGUCCAUAGUUGCAUUUAUCUUCUCUGUGGGAGGAACACCUACAUAUAUGCUUAUGUUUAGAUCAGUGUCACCAGAUUUGAAAUCUUUUGCUGUGGGCAUCGAAGCUUUGUGUGGAAGAGUCCUUGGGGGGCUCCCUUCCCCGAUUUACUUUGGAGCUUUGAUUGACCAGACCUGCUUGAAAUGGGGUGUGAAAACCUGUGGUGGAUCUGGGGCUUGCAGAGUCUAUGAUACCAAAGCAUUCAGAAAUGUCUACCUGGGGGUCAUUGCUGCACUAAGAUUUGGAAGCUUCUUUCUUUAUAUCAUCCUUUGCACUCUAAUCAUAAAACGUUGCAGGCAAAGCAAUCAAAUGACGAAGGGCAUCAAAACUGGAGAAGUACUUGACACUAAGUUGUCCAAUAUCAGUCCAAAGACAGAAGAGUCCUCUCACAAGGAGAUGCAAGUUGCUGGAGACACUCCUUUUUGA